AAAUUCAUGACGUGGUCAUCGGUCCCUUGAAACCCAACACAGUAUACUACUACCGUUGUGGAUCCAAUUCGGGUCCUGAGUUCAGUUUCAAAACCCCUCCUGCAUCCUUCCCUAUCACAUUUGCAGUCGUAGGUGAUCUUGGGCAAACUGAAUGGACUAAAUCAACCCUAGAUCACAUAUCCAAAGUAGACUACGACAUGUUUAUGCUGCCAGGAGACUUAUCCUAUGCAGACGUGGACCAACCUUUAUGGGACUCAUUUGGGCGUCUGGUGCAGCCCUUGGCAAGCCAGCGGCCUUGGAUGGUGACACAAGGCAAUCACGAAAUCGAGAAAAUCCCUGUCCUGCACACUCAUGCCUUCACUGCGUACAAUGCAAGGUGGCACAUGCCGUACGAAGAGAGUGGUUCGGAUUCGAACCUCUACUACUCAUUCGAUGUGGCUGGAGUUCAUGCGAUCAUGUUGGGGUCGUACACUGAUUUUGAUCCUAGUUCUGCCCAGUACCAGUGGUUGCAAGUAGAUUUGGGGAAGGUGGAUAGGGGAAGGACCCCGUGGAUCGUUGUGCUUAUCCAUGCUCCUUGGUACAAUUCUAACGAGGCUCACCAGGGUGAAUCUGAAUCUAUUGACAUGAAGGACGCCAUGGAAGAUCUGCUCUAUCAAGCUCGUGUCGAUGUUGUUUUAGCUGGCCAUGUACAUGCAUAUGAGCGUUUUACCCGCGUUUACAAGGAUGAAGCCAAUAAUUGUGGUCCAGUGCAUAUUACGAUUGGAGAUGGUGGCAACCGUGAAGGUCUUGCUAGCAAGUAUAAGAAUCCGCAACCCAAAAUAUCGGUUUUCAGAGAGGCCAGCUUUGGGCACGGGCAUUUAGUGGUGGCAAAUGCAACUCAUGCACAGUGGACAUGGCAUAGGAAUGAAGAUGAUGAGGCAGUUGCCAGUGACUCCAUUUGGCUCACGAGCCUCUCCUCUGAUCCUGCCUGCAAAAAUUAAAAUUCUAAUAUUAAAUUGCAUAAUAUUCAUGUCCUUCCAAUCUAAUUAAAUUAAUAAAAUGAAAUAGAAAUGAAGUUUCUUUAUUCAAA
Messenger RNA from Prunus dulcis (almond), 1069 nucleotides. Its product is annotated as probable purple acid phosphatase 20. The coding region runs from base 198 to 980 and encodes 260 amino acids. Gene Ontology annotation, molecular function: acid phosphatase activity. Lineage: Eukaryota; Viridiplantae; Streptophyta; Magnoliopsida; Rosales; Rosaceae. The record is from RefSeq and is a predicted model, not a curated record. The transcript has 4 exons.